Molecule: messenger RNA, 1811 nt
Organism: Boeremia exigua
Lineage: Eukaryota; Fungi; Ascomycota; Dothideomycetes; Pleosporales; Didymellaceae
Exons: 1
Coding region: 103-1500 (465 amino acids)
Biological process (GO): molybdate ion transport
Molecular function (GO): molybdate ion transmembrane transporter activity
Source: RefSeq, a predicted model, not a curated record
GAUAUCGCUAUCAACAUCGCUUCAUUCUUCCUGCGUCCCACUCUUGCGGUCUUGUGACUUUUCUUAUUAAGGUGAUUGUGUGAGUUAAUUCACGCGGCAAGUAUGCCGUUGUUCGCCAACCCGUUUCCGCGCCUGCGCAAGAAUCACAGGCAUAAUGUGCAGACGCUGAGGUUACAGCCGCUGGCUGAGUUGUCGGGGUCGCUGGGCGAUCUGGGGACGUUGCUGCCGCUCAUGACGGCGCUGGUUGUUACGGGUUCGAUCUCACUGCCGGCGACGCUGUUGGCUACUGGGGCCGCCAAUGUGCUUACGGGGAUCGCGUUUGGUAUCCCGCUGCCGGUGCAGCCUAUGAAGGCCAUCGCGGCGGUUGCUAUAGCGCGGAAGUUCACGCUCGAGGAAAACGCUGCGGCAGGGCUGGUGGUGGCGGUGCUGGUCGGACUCUUCAGCAUCACAGGCCUCAUCAACUGGGCGAACCGCGUCACCCCAAUCCCGGUUGUAAAAGGCAUCCAGGUCGGCGCCGGCCUCUCCCUCUGCAUCAGCGCUGGCACAUCAAUGCUCAAGCCUCUGGAAUGGACCGGCCCAUGGUGGGGCGACAACCUGCUCUGGGCGCUCGCCGCCGUGAUCCUCCUACUCGCCACCCUCGCGUACCCUAAGCUCCCCUACGCCCUCAUCGUCUUCACCAUCGGCCUGCUCCUCUCAGCAUUCCGGCCGGAAACCGCAUCCCAACCCGACCCAAGCACCUCAAUCCCCAUCCUCCACCCCUCCGCGGCCGACUUCUGGUACGCCACCUCCACCGCAUCCCUCGGCCAACUGCCCCUCACGAUCCUCAACUCCGUCAUCGCCGCCUCAGCUCUGGCCUCCGACAUCCUCCCCUCCCCACCCUACCCGCGCGCUCCCUCCGUCACCGCCCUCGGCCUCUCCGUCAGCGCCAUCAACCUCGUCAGUUGCCCCUUCGGCGCCAUGCCCAUGUGUCACGGCUCCGGUGGACUCGCAGGCCAGCACCGCUUCGGUGCUCGCAGCGGGUCGUCAAUUGUGGUGCUCGGGCUUGCGAAGCUCGGGCUGGGCACGCUGGCGCUGUGGAACCCCGGCCCCGUGGUCGCGCUGCUGGCGGGUAUGCCGCGGGCGCUGCUGGGCGUGUUGGUGCUGGCCGCGGGAGUGGAGUUGGCGCGCGUCGGUGAGAGUGUGAAUACAGAUGCACGCGAUCUGAGGCAGCGCGAGGGCGAGCAGCCGUGGGACGGGAAGAGUGUGAAGGUGCUGGAUGACCGGGCGCGGCGCGAGCGAUAUAUGGUGCUGCUUGUGACUGUGGCGGGGAUUCUGGCGUUUCGAAAUGAUGCCGUGGGGUUCGUGGCGGGGCUGGCGUGGCACUGGGGGUUUCGCGGUGCGCGCAGGGUUGAGGUGUGGCGGGAUGAGAGGGGGAAUCGCCCGUUUUGGAGAGAGGUGGAGCAUAGUGAUUUUGAGCGUGUGAGGCUCAUUGCACAGGAGGAGAGUGAUACCGUCGCCUGAGGGUUGGUGGCGAAGGUUGAAGGCGAAGGUUGAAGGCGAGGGUUGAAGGUGAGGGUUGAAGGAGAGGAUUGGACGGCGGGUAAUUUGAUGGCGGGCAUUCUGAUAGCGUUCUGCGGCAUAGUGACUGGUUUACGUUUCCUACUUUGCAGCAUGUUUAAGCGUUUACAGAUAGAUGAUUGCUACCUAGGCAUUCCUGCUACUAUCUAGAACAUAUCGGACGCAGGAAUUGGUUGAUCAUUAUUUACACAAGAGCAAUGCAGUUAGUUCCAGCAUUUCCCGUACAGUAGCCUAUCAUAAAAAAUAGCUUGCAG